UUUUAUAAGCGACUCUUAGAAGUCAUUUAAAAUAUAGGAAAUGUGUUGCGGUUUUUAGCAUUACAUUUUAUUUGUAUUAUUCGUGCCCGAAAAGGGUAUCACUUGGGUACAGCACGAAAGUAUGACCGACCACUGUCGUCAUUUUCGUAGCUUUCUACAUAAUAUCAUGAUUAUUCUCCUGAAUUUGUUUUAGUUUCUCCUGCCCUUCACUCACUUACCCCCAUUAUAUGUCUAUCUAACUUUACAGGUUUGGUGCACGCGCGCGAGAGACAAAAAAACAUUAAUUUCAUUAGAUAGAGGCUGAAUGUGAAACAUUUGUAAUUUUUGGUAAAGUAUUAAAGGAAAUCUGGCAGUCAUCGUCUGUGCAAAAAACGGAGAUAGACUAUUUAGGCCUAUGUUCGUGAGGAAAAUGCUUAUUUUAGGCUUAGACUGUAAUACUUUUUUUGUGAGAUCUGGCAACACUGUUUUGUGCGUAUUACCAACGGACCUUCUCUGUCAAGGAGGGGGACGUUUCGGAUUGUCUUAGUAAUGGCGGACACAUGUGGCCAAGUCCUCCUUGGGUCUGGACUGACAGUCCUUUCCCACCCUCUUAUGUACAUCAAGGUUUUAGUUCAGGUUGGACAUGAACCCCUUCCUCCUACUCUAGGCAGGAAUAUGUUUGGUCGACAAGUGUACCAGCUUCCAGGCCUCUUUGCAUAUGCCAAACACAUCAUCAAAAUCGAUGGGAAAUCAGGCCUGUUUAAGGGUCUCGCUCCAAGGCUUUGUGCUGGGACCAUUGGCACCAUUGUCCACAGUAAAGUCUUGCAGAAGUGCCAGGAGGAAAAAAUUGAGAUGGUGAAAAGCGGCCAGGAUGGUUCUCUGCAACAUAUAGUAAAUGAGACCACUAAAGAGAUGAUUGCACGCUCAUGUGCUACAAUUUUCACGCACCCUUUACAUGUGAUCACUCUCAGAUGCAUGGUCCAGUUUAUUGGUAGAGAAGCCAAAUACUGUGGCGUCUUUGAUUCCAUAGUUACCAUCUACAGGGAAGAGGGAAUGCUGGGUUUUUUUGCUGGCCUCAUUCCACGUUUACUGGGUGAUGCUCUUUCCCUGUGGAUCUGCAACAUCCUUGCUCACUUCAUAAACACAUACACUAUAGAUGACUCGACGAGUCAUACAGGAGAGAUCAAGAACUGCUCUCAAGCUGUGACCGGGUUUUUUGCAAGUAUGCUGACGUAUCCAUUUGUAUUGGUGUCCAACCUGAUGGCAGUAAAUAACUGUGGGCUGGCUGGAGGUCUGCCACCUUAUGCUGCCAUUUAUCCCAACUGGCUCCACUGCUGGGGUCACCUGAGCCGAGAGGGCAACAUGAGCAGAGGCAACAGUCUGUUCUUCAGGAAGUUGCCUGUCGGGAAGAUGUAUGCCAUUGAGCAGAAGAGAUUUUUUUGAAUGGGAAGCUAUCAGCAUAGUCUAUAAUUCUGAUAAUAUAAUUGAGAUGACCCACAAAGUUGGACUCCUAAUCCUUCGUAUGCACUUGUUUAAGACGACAAACGUUUUUUGAUAAUCAGUCUGCAUCAGCCUCCAGGAUUAUUACUGUUAAUUUUAUCAGUACCUUUUCACUACAUUGUGAUUUGCAUUGAUUUGAAAACAUGAAGAGCUUUAUUUUAAUACCCAGGGAUUUGUAUACAUAACCAAGUAAAAUAAAUCACAGUAUAAUUCCAGCGACGCACUCAAGGGCGCUCUUGACUCUCUGUGCCCCUUAGAACUGUUUAAUUUUUUUUUUUGCUUGACCAUAAUGCUCGUCAGUAAUUAUAGAUCUGUGUUUGUCUCUACUGGUUCAUGCACUGACUGACUGACAGACAGACAAGAAAUGAUCUGUCCUGUUAAUAACAGACUUGCUUGUGUUUAUGUGAGGGGAAGUUUAUGCAGCACUUUGAGUCAUUGUAUUGUCUACCUGAUGUGUUUAGCAUAACUUGGAUGAGCUUGACUGUCACCUUAGUCAUUUUGACACAUAAGCCUCUGUGACUUCAUAUCAGUGAGUGAGGUUUGGACAGUGUUUGGUGUGGAGGUUGACUUCCACCCACCUCUCCGUCAGAGCUUCAUUCCAGUCAGAAACAGUUAAAAUUUUUAUUUCUAACGACAUUCAAAUGGACCCAAAUAAAUGUGAGAAUGCUA
Messenger RNA from Pimephales promelas (fathead minnow), 2148 nucleotides. RefSeq names its product mitochondrial carrier homolog 2 (gene mtch2). NCBI's taxonomy places the organism in Eukaryota, Metazoa, Chordata, Actinopteri, Cypriniformes, Leuciscidae. Gene Ontology annotation, biological process: positive regulation of apoptotic process. The record is from RefSeq and is a predicted model, not a curated record. Gene Ontology annotation, cellular component: mitochondrion; membrane.